AAAUAAAAUAAAAAAAAAAUAACACGUCUUUAACUUUCUUUUUGUUUUGACUGUAGCUGUAAGCCAAUAAAAUCCUAGGAACUUCGAUGAAGCGAGAAUUUGCAGAUUUAGAACCGGUUUAGAAAUGGCAAAGACUUGAGCGAUUUUACUAUGGCAACGAAGCCGUAAGGAGCUUUAUGAGCUACUUCAUUUCCGAGCAUUGCUAAUCAUAGCGUCCGGCUGCUAGUCAUACACUUUGAAAAAAUGCCCUUUUUGCUGAUUAUGAAAUUUCCCCGCUUUCCUUUUUGAGACAGGCCCAUGUUAUCAACACUUCAGGAAUCUUUUAUUCGUUCUUGACAAGUUACUCGAAAGUUAGAAGAGAACUUACAAAGUGACAUGAGUACAACUACAAGUACAGUAUCAGAACCACCUACUCCCAAAGUCAACUUUGGUGCUUCUGAUCUGACGUCAACAGGUACAACAACGGCAGAGCGAUCUGUUCAAGAGAACACAUCUGCCGAUGAUCAGACCUUGUCAAGAACGAAUUCAGCUGUAUCUUUUAUACCUUCAAAACAAAUGCUUGAUACAUACACUCCUGUUCGAGCCGGCCUACCGACAAAAACACGUCUUUCACUCAUAACUUCUGUGGGGGCCUUUUGGGGCUUUGGUAUUGGUUGUUUCUUGGGAGCGAAACAAACAGGUUUACAAUACUUGGCAGAAAAUGCUCACAGACUUCCUACCACCGUUGAAGGGUGGUACUUCUACCAUAAAACCAAGAAUUAUAAGAUGAUGUUGGGUGGUGUGAAACGUGGUAGCAAAUUUGCAUUGAAAACAGGUGGCUUAUGCUUGAUGUAUGGAUCAAUAGAGGCUGCCUUAGAUUAUGCAAGAGGAGGGGAGGCUGACAUGGUGAAUUCUGUAGUGGCGGGUGUCACAACGGGAACAGUUUUCUCCGCUUUAACUAAAUUAACAAGAGCUUCUACGAAAUAUUCGAUCAUGUUUGGUGCUGUGGUUGGUUUGGUGACCGGUGGUUUAUCUGACUUAUAUCGUUUUGCAUCCGGCGAUGCGCCCGCUUACGCAAAGCGCUUCGUAAAGUAAGCGAUCUAUACUCUUGGGUGGAUAUGAAAAUGAAGAUACCCACAAAUACUGUAUGAUGAUUCAUGAAAGAGUGUAUAGUAUGUAUACGCGUUGAUGAUACAUUAUACAGCCUUCUGUCUAUAUCAGGAAAUAGAGAAACCUUAAAUUAUUACCAAACUUACCGAGUGGUGAGCUAAUUUAACAUUACACACAUUUCGUAAGGGACGCAAAAAGAGACAUUAUUUUAUAUAACAUCAUAAAAAUUGAAUACAGACAAAACACGUAACGGGGCAGAAAUAAAAAAAAAACGAUGCUU
Mycotypha africana is the source of this 1369-nucleotide messenger RNA. RefSeq lists its product as uncharacterized. Lineage: Eukaryota; Fungi; Mucoromycota; Mucoromycetes; Mucorales; Mycotyphaceae. The record is from RefSeq and is a predicted model, not a curated record. The coding region runs from base 376 to 1074 and encodes 232 amino acids. The transcript has 2 exons.